GUUGAAGUAAUAAUUCAAUUGAGUACAAACAUUUAGUUAUUUAAAAUAGGAAAUGGGAAGGCCAGGAUAUUCUCCGGGUGGAGGUGGAGGUGGAUAUAGAGGUGGCAGAGGAGGAGGAGGAGGUCGUGGAGGUGGUGGAGGAGGAUUUAGAGGAGGAAGAGGCGGAGGUGGUGGUGGAGGAGGAGGAGGAGGAGGAGGAGGAGGAUUUAGAGGUGGAAGAGGCGGAGGUGGUGGAGGAAGAGGAGGUGGUACACCACGUGGACGUGGAGCCCGUGGAGGAGGUAGAGGAGGACGUGGAGGCGGUGGUUUCAAAGGUGGUAAAACUGUUAUCAUAGAGCCACAUCGUCAUGAAGGAGUUUUUAUAGCUAGGGGGAAAGAAGAUGCAUUAGUUACAUUAAAUUUAGUACCAGGUUCAGAAGUAUAUGGUGAAAAAAGGAUUAGUGUCGAGGCGGAUAACUCUGAAAAAAUUGAAUACAGAGUAUGGAAUCCAUUUAGGUCAAAGUUGGCUGCUGCGAUACUAGGUGGCGUAGAUCAAAUUCACAUGCCACCAGGGAGCAAAGUAUUAUACUUAGGCGCUGCCUCUGGAACUACAGUAUCUCAUGUAGCAGAUAUCGUUGGGCCGGAGGGGCUGGUGUAUGCCGUAGAAUUUUCACACAGAUCUGGUAGAGAUCUUCUAAAUGUUGCCAAGAAACGAACUAAUAUAAUUCCGAUAAUCGAAGAUGCUAGACAUCCACAUAAGUACAGAAUGCUCGUGGGAAUGGUGGACACGAUAUUUGCCGAUGUUGCACAGCCUGAUCAAGCUAGAAUAGUAGCUUUAAAUGCUCAGUACUUCCUCAAAAAUGGAGGUCACUUUGUUAUCUCUAUUAAGGCGAGUUGUAUAGAUUCCACGGCACAACCCGAAGCAGUAUUCGCCGCCGAAGUAAAAAAAUUAAUCGCCGAUAAAUUGAAACCGCAGGAACAAAUCACAUUGGAACCAUACGAGAGGGACCACGCCGUGGUAGUCGGUGUUUUUAGGCCGCCACCUAAAAAAGUCACAUAAAAUAUCUAUAUGUACAUAUUUAUCAUUUUAUUUUUAAGAUCAUUUUGAUUGACCAUCAUCCCCUAGAAUGUAUGCAAUAUCUUUUGAUUUAUUGACUGCAAAUACUGUUUUCAAAUAUUUCGUGGAACCUACGAAAACGCAGUAUGAAAUAGUUUUGUAAUAUAAUGUAAAGUUAGACGAUUAUUAUCCAGGUAUCCCGGAGCUGUUCUCGAUAAAUGCAAUUUGAUUCACUUUUGUACCUGUAUAAUCGGUACAUCGACAUGAAUGUACACGUAAUGAUUGUUUAAUAUAAAGUUUAUAUAUUAAAUAUCUCUUAAAGAUCAUCUCACUUAUACUUUCAUAAUGAAAUAAAAAGAAGGAAGACCAUUUAGUAA
This is a messenger RNA of Megalopta genalis, 1413 nucleotides long. RefSeq names its product rRNA 2'-O-methyltransferase fibrillarin (gene Fib). The record is from RefSeq and is a predicted model, not a curated record. Lineage: Eukaryota; Metazoa; Arthropoda; Insecta; Hymenoptera; Halictidae. Gene Ontology annotation, cellular component: box C/D methylation guide snoRNP complex; Cajal body; nucleolus. Gene Ontology annotation, biological process: box C/D sno(s)RNA 3'-end processing; rRNA methylation. Gene Ontology annotation, molecular function: RNA binding; rRNA methyltransferase activity; histone H2AQ104 methyltransferase activity.